Messenger RNA from Drosophila miranda, 2716 nucleotides. RefSeq names its product SH2B adapter protein 1 (gene Lnk). NCBI's taxonomy places the organism in Eukaryota, Metazoa, Arthropoda, Insecta, Diptera, Drosophilidae. The record is from RefSeq and is a predicted model, not a curated record. The coding region runs from base 285 to 2465 and encodes 726 amino acids. Gene Ontology annotation, biological process: intracellular signal transduction. Gene Ontology annotation, molecular function: transmembrane receptor protein tyrosine kinase adaptor activity. The transcript is spliced from 4 exons. Gene Ontology annotation, cellular component: plasma membrane.
CUUUAUCGAGUCCGCGGUCACACUGAACUGGACAGAACAGCCGCGCGUCGACGACGAAAACAAGAAAAUACAAUUUUUAAUGUUAAAACUUAACGGGCGGAUUUGAAAGAACUGCCUGCUGCGCAAAAUAAUGCAAGUGUAAAUGGUCGUUGCAUAAACAAACAAAUUGCAAAUAAAUAUAGUGAUAUUGCCCCUUCUUCUCGAACGGACUUCAGCUGGGUAAUCCGUGCAGCAAACUGAAUCUUAACCGGCAGAGACAGAGGCAGCAUUCGCUGGGCGGCCAUAUGGGUGGCAACAGUGCCGGAGCAGCCAAUGCCAGCGCCUUCAGCGCCGGCGGCUACAUCGGACCCACCAGCGCCAGCAGCCAGCACAGCCUGGGGGCGGCCGGAGGCAGCGACCUAAUACCCGGACCGAUUGGUACAGGCGCAGCCUUGGGCGUGUCCUCGUACGCCUACGGCGGCACCAGCUGGGAGGAGUUCUGUGAGCGGCAUGCUCGCGCGGCGGCCUCGGACUUUGCCAAGGCCUGCAUCACGUAUAUAAACGGGAACCUGCCCCCCGAGGAGGCGCGCAACAUACAGCAUCGCAGCUUUUCACAGAAAUUCGUCGAAUCCUUUGCGGUCCACUACGAUACGGAAUUCUUCAGGCGCCGUAGUACUUUAAAAAUUGGCGCCGGCUCACUGGACUUUGACGAGGAGCACGAGGUGCCGCCGCGUCUGCUGUCCAAAUCGCUGCUGCGGCGGCUAUCCUUCAAGGGACUGCGCAAGGGCAAGUUCCCCAUCCUGCAGGCCUUCUUCCACAAGAACUCGGACGACGUGGACGGCAGCGGCAAGCAGAGCAAGACCAAGCUUGCCAAGAUCGUGGUCGAGUGCCGCAAGGAAGGCUACGUGAAUAACCUGACACCCGAGAGUCUCGACCAGCCGACAGGAUCCCAAAAAUGGGAGAAGUGCCGACUGGCCUUGGUCAAGGCGGUCGGUGGCUAUAUGCUGGAGUUUUACACGCCCCCAAAAUCCGCAAAGCCACGCAGCGGUGUCUUCUGUUUCCUAAUCUCGGAGGCACGCGAGACCACAGCCCUGGAGAUGCCCGACCGCCUAAACACUUUCGUUCUCAAGGCGGACAACAACAUGGAGUAUGUGAUCGAGGCGGAGAGCGCCGAGGAGAUGCGCAGCUGGCUGGCCACCAUUCGCUACUGCAUGCGGACACCGCCCACACAGCAGCCCCUCAUCGAAUCAGACGUUAUAGCGGCUGCCAUGCAGACCUCGCCGACAAAUCCGUCGGGCAGCAGUGCGUUGGGUGGCAUACAGAAUCCCCAGUACCAGCAGCAGGGCGGCUCCAAUGGCAACCUGGUGGCCGGUGGAGGGGGUGUCGUUCUGUCCUCUUCUCUGUCGGCGGACAGCGCAUUGGCCUCUGCGGCCAUUGGCCAGGGAGCCACAUCUGCGAGCGAUAUAAAUGCCAUCAAUGAGCUGGGCACCACACCGCCGUCGGGACCCCCGGAAAUACCGAUGCGACCGCAUCGUGGCGAGCAGCGUCUCUCGGCCUCCAGCAAUUUCGAUGGCGUCGAGCUGACAGAGAACGAUGCGGAUGUAAAUGUGGCCGAUCUAACGGCGGAGAUGAGCCAGUUCCCCUGGUUCCAUGGCACGCUGACCAGAUCGGAGGCGGCACGCAUGGUCCUCCAGUCGGAGGCCGCCGGACACGGCUACUUUCUGGUGCGGCAGAGCGAGACACGGCGCGGCGAGUUCGUGCUGACCUUCAAUUUCCAGGGCAGGGCGAAGCAUCUGCGGCUGACCAUCUCGGAGAAGGGCCAGUGCCGGGUGCAGCAUCUGUGGUUCCCUUCGAUCCAGGAGAUGCUCGAACACUUUCGCCAUAAUCCCAUUCCCCUUGAAUCGGGCGGCACCUCUGACGUGGUCCUCACCGACUGGGUGCACAAUACCAGUAGACUGAACGAUCUCUCAGCGGCGGGAGCUUCGAUGGCGGCAGGAGGAGGAGCGCAUGAGGCGCACGGCCAGCAGCACCAUGAUCCGGCAGCGGCGGGCGGUGGGCCAACCAAUGGAAAUGGAAACGGCCAGGGGCAUGCAGCAGGAGGAGGAGGAGCAGCUGGCGGGGGCCAUCCGUCGCCGAGACAUUGCAGCGAAAUCAUUACCAUGAAUCUGAGUGUUCGCCUAAAGACAAAUGAAAUCGAACUGCCAUUGGAGCAGCCAACACACGUCUAUUUUCCGGAGCAAACCUACUUUCCUUUGGACUCCACAACGCUCACGGUGCACAGCUCGCCGCCAGCUGGGCAAGGCUUCCUCGAUCAGCCGCAUCUGCGGGCAUCCAAUGCCUCCUUGCAGGGCUCCGCACACCAUCAGCAGCAGCAGCAGCAGCACCAGGCGGUACAGGGCGGCAAUGCCAGCGGUAGUGGCGCCAGCGGCGGCAGCGGGACCGAGGGCAGCGGACGUGCCGUCGAUAAUCAGUAUAGCUUCACCUAAAUCCCGGCUGGAUUUGAUUGGGGGGAUACUUUGCGAAAUUUAUCAUUGUGCCAUUGUCUUGAGAAGGGGAAAUAUUUGUGUUUUUGCAUUACAAGAGAUGUAUGUAUAUCGUGUAGUCUGCUUUUCUUUGUUGCCUCUCCGUGUUCGUUUCCUUCUCUUUGCUUUCUUACUUGUUUCUAUUAAGUUUAGUAGUACCUCCUUGGAAGACAUGUAGUAACUGAAUAUUAUUAUGUAUACAUUAUUAUUAUAUA